AGAAAGAAGCAUAAGCAGUAUGUUGAUAUCAAUGCCUGUUUGUUUUCAUUUAUUUUUAUCAAAAUGUAAAUAUUGCUACUGGUUUUGAGCGGUGUCUAUAUUUCAUUGCCAAAGGUAAUGGAUCAUAGCCUAGAGAAGUACGUGCCCAUCAUCGUUUAUGAUAGAAAGUGCAUUAUAUGCAUAUAUUAUAGCCAAACACUGUUUAUGAUAGGCUAUAAUUAAGCAAUAAGGCACUAGGGGGUCUGGCAUAUGGUCAAUAUACCAUUGCUAAGUAUACUGUCAGCAUUCAGUGCUCGAACCACCCAGUUUAUAAUAUAUGCAUAUAAUACACUAAACAUGUCAGAAGAGUUGGAGGAGGAUUAUGAUUGGAAAAAAGCUAGUCCGGGCAAGAAAGCACAAACUCAAACAAAAGACAAAGAAUUUAAAUUAAAGAAUGAACAAUGAUCUCAUUUGGUGGUAAAAUUAUCUCUUUUAUUUGUGCUUAUGUCAUGCAUACACAUUGAAAAAGUGCCAUUAAGUGAAUUCUACAGAAGCACACAAUUGUAUGUGAUGAAUGAAAAUAAAUGGGGCCUAUACAAUCAAUGACACCCUUGUAAAACCAUGGACUUAGGAACGCUCCAUGGUGCCUGGAUUUCAAUCAAAACAUCCGGAAAUAAGACUUCUUCCGCAGCAUAAACACUCAUUCAUUCAUCCUAAAGGCAUUUAGGCCUAAGACAACAGAUCUAUAGAUCUCGCUCUUGAAAAAAAAAAAAAGCAAUUUACGCACCAUAAAAGUAUUUAACAAUUGAAAAUUAAUCUUGAUAUGUUAUAGUCUGUUAGGUUUAUGUACUCUUGUUUGUAUAUUUCUGGGUUGCUUUUGUAUUUGUUGUGUUCAUAAUAAAAAAUACUUUGACAGUAGCUCGAGCCAUCUUCCAUGAACAAGCAGCCUGUAUGUAUCACAUGAUAUUUUGGCGUCUGGAGCAUCUACCAGUAUUUGCAUGACACCACCACAUAACAUUGAGCUAGGACUGAUAUGAGACCAAGAAGGUCUCCCAAGCAGUACCGUAAGACACCAAAAUCAGCAAGGGAUCACACCACGCUGUCCUUGUCAAGUACCCUGUUCUGUCACAAUGCUCUGAGUCACCUUCCCGUUGCAACAUGUACAUCACAGACCACAGCCCAACUACUGGGGUGGUGACAAUCGUAGUGAUCCUCAUUGCUGUUGCUGCCCUCAGUGUUCUCAUCUGCGGAUGUUGGUGCUACCUGCUCCUGCAGCGGAUUGGCCAGUCUGAAGAUGAGGAGAGUAUUGUAGGAGAGGGCGAGACCAAGGAGCCCUUCCUGAUGGUACAGUACUCCACCAGGGGCCAACACGUCGAGCACAAAACCAAGCUCGCCCACAACGGCACUGAGAAUCACACUAAACUGAGUCAUUAAGAAACUGUCAUCACCUAAUAUUAACCAAGAGGAUCACCUCAUUCACAUUUCCUGCUGAUCAUCAUCUUUCAUCGUGCCAUUGAAGGAUGAUAAACGGACUGCAGCUCAAUGUCUUAUGAGGAAAUGUGAUAUUUUUGUUUCUCAUUCCAUUGUGUGGAUCUCAGGAUGUGGGGUUGUGAACAGUUCAUUGGUAGGUUUCUUAAGUAUACAUAUUUUGAACUCAAAAAUGUACAUCUGAUUGAUGUUGAUAGUUUUUGUUAACUCAGCAAUCCACUACUGAAUUGUGACGGUAGACAGCGCUCUGAACAAAUGAGUGGGCAAAACCUUCUUUAGAGCUUGUUGGAAGAAUGUAUGACAAAUUGAUGACAAAACAAUUUACUUAAUAUCAAGUUGCUUAAAUGAAUUUGAAUUUUGCUUAAUUUGUUUGUUUGUUUUGCAUAGUUGAACUUGGUUUUAUUUACCUUCAGUAUUCAAAUGUGAGUUAAUAUCCAUUUUAAUAGUUUGCUUAAUGCCAGAUUUGCCCGAAGAUAAAAAGUGUGAUUCACUAGUUUAUGUCUGUUUGUCGCUGCUACUUACUAAAUAAUCUAUUUUCUCCUGUGGUUGCACAGAUAACCACUGAAAUAAAACCAGUCAUUGAAAGGGCAAUUCUUCUUUGAUAAACCAUCACAUUUCACAAGCACAACAAGGUCCCGGGUCUGAGUUUUAGUGAGGUUCGCACUCUAAAAUACUAUUUGGAGAACAGAAAAAAUUUGGCCAUGAUUACUACACAUUUAGAUAGCUGGCUAGACUAAUUUAACAAUCUAAAAAUGUAAUUGACAUGGGCUACUUGAGUGACAGUCAGUGAGUGACAUAUAAGAAGAGGGAAACUGCUGAUUCACAACCAAGUUCGAAAUUGCACCUUGUGUAUUUUACUAUUCUAACUCUCAACAGUAAGUUGAAACCCCAACUGUUCCUAAAAAAAUGAUAGAUUAUUAUAUAUUUUUUUAAUGUUGGCAAGGUCCGUACCUAGGUGUCCUCAUUUGUAGCUACAACACUGAGUAGCUGCUACAACUGACAUGGGUUGAGGAGUCCUGCCAAGAAGCUACCAAGAGCCAAUGACAUAUUUUCUAUAUUCAGUUGCAAUAUAGGAAAUCCUGAUGGCCAGAUUCUAUGGUAGCUGAGUAGGUUGAUAUUUGAUGAAACAAUGUUAUAAAGUAUUAUGAAAUGUAAAUAACAUUGUGAAGACUAUUGUUCUCUUUGUCAUUUGAUGUACCAUUGUAUCAUUUCUUGACUUGCUAAAUAAAGGUUCAAUUAAAAAAAUACAAAUCCACUUUAAAUGUUA
This is a messenger RNA of Oncorhynchus gorbuscha (pink salmon), 2734 nucleotides long. RefSeq names its product stannin-like. The record is from RefSeq and is a predicted model, not a curated record. Gene Ontology annotation, cellular component: mitochondrial outer membrane. The transcript is spliced from 2 exons. The coding region runs from base 1138 to 1413 and encodes 91 amino acids. NCBI's taxonomy places the organism in Eukaryota, Metazoa, Chordata, Actinopteri, Salmoniformes, Salmonidae.